This is a messenger RNA of Nelumbo nucifera (sacred lotus), 780 nucleotides long. Its product is annotated as GATA transcription factor 7-like. Gene Ontology annotation, molecular function: sequence-specific DNA binding; zinc ion binding. The record is from RefSeq and is a predicted model, not a curated record. Gene Ontology annotation, biological process: cell differentiation; regulation of DNA-templated transcription. Lineage: Eukaryota; Viridiplantae; Streptophyta; Magnoliopsida; Proteales; Nelumbonaceae. Gene Ontology annotation, cellular component: nucleus.
AUGACCGUCACCCCGUCAUCCUAUAAUACCAAACUCCCUUCUGCUAUUCCAUUACGUUUCCAUUCAAAGCUUUUUCCUUCUGUACGUGGAUAUGUUCGACGCUCUCGCUCUUUCCCCCAUGGCUUUACAGGACAGUUAGAAGACUUAGAAACCGAUGAGACAGAGUCACAAUUGACGUUAGGUUUCGACGGUUUUCCGGCUGGUUUUGAUUGUUCUCUGGAGAAUUUUGAAGGUUUUUCUGAGAGUCGGUUAUGUGUUCCGGGGGACCCAUUAGACGAACUGGAGUGGUUUCCUAGUUUUACCGACGAUUCCAUCUCGUUAAACGGUUUUUUACCCGUUCCGGAGCCUAAGAAUAUUUUUCCGACGACCCCUGAACAGAAAAUAGAAGAAAAUAAUAGGUUUUCGUCGAGAGACGAUGUUGGGCUGUUGAGAAAUACUAUACCCAGUAAGAAGGCCAGGAGUAAGAGAGUAUGUAGACGUGUUUGGGCACAGAAUGUCCUGCCGUUCUCAGUGCCUGAAAGUCGGGUUCCGGCGAAGUGUAAGCAUGAGAAGUAUUACGCAACAAGGAGAAAUUGCACUCACUGUAGAACAGAAAAAACGCCCCAAUGGAGAAUGGGACCUAAGGGGCCGAAAACACUGUGCAAUGCAUGUGGGGUUCGUUAUAAGUCGGGGAGAUUGUUGCCGGAAUAUCGGCCAGCAGCUAGUCCGAGUUUUAACAAUAUGAUGUACUCCAAUAGUCAUAAGAAGAUAAUGAAAAUGAGAAGAAUGAGAAAAAGAUAG